Molecule: messenger RNA, 4417 nt
Organism: Leucoraja erinaceus (little skate)
Lineage: Eukaryota; Metazoa; Chordata; Chondrichthyes; Rajiformes; Rajidae
Product: E3 SUMO-protein ligase ZBED1-like
Exons: 2
Coding region: 180-2165 (661 amino acids)
Molecular function (GO): DNA binding; protein dimerization activity
Source: RefSeq, a predicted model, not a curated record
GGGGUUUCCGGGUUCCGGGGCCGGACGGACGGAGCCGCCAUGUCGCCGCUGUCCGCCUGUGCGCGGGUUUACGCGCUGGGGCUGCGGGCGCUGCUCGUACAGACACUGGGCCGCCGCUACACACCCGCAGGUUGAUGUUCAAUGGAAAGCUCCAUGUUUAGAACUGUGUCCAAGAAGCCAUGGAGCACAGGAACGCGGAAGGCUCCACCUCGGACCUGAAGCUAGUUUGCCACCCGAGGGCAAAGAGUAAAGUGUGGAAGUAUUUUGGGUUUGACACUGAUGCGGAAGGAUGCAUCCUGCAGUGGAAGAAAAUCUACUGCAGGGUUUGCCACGCUCAAAUUGCUUAUUCUGGAAACACGUCCAACCUUGCCUACCACCUUGAGAAGAACCAUCCCAAUGAAUUCCAUCAGGUUGUCAAGAGCAAUGGGGAACAGACAAAGGACCCGUUUCCCUCCGGACCCUUGAAGCACGAGUCUGAAGGCGCUCACCUGAGCAUGCAAGACGCCAUCUUGAAAACCACCUACAGCCAAGACAGUAAACGGCACCAGGAACUGAUCUGGGUGGUCACCAGCUUCAUAUGCGAGGGGCUCUACCCGCUCUCUGUGGUGGAGGAGCCAACUUUCAAAAAGCUCCUCAAAAUGGCCGACCCGAGGUUUGAGCUCCCUGGCACAAAGUACUUUCACCGCAAAGCUAUCCCCGAGCGUUACCACCUCAUCCGGACCGCGGUGGAGAAAGAGUUGUCGGUGGCGGCGUGGUGCGGCGUGACGGCCGAUGUGUGGACGGCGCAGGGCCGCAACCAAUGCUACAUGUCCUUGACCGCCCACUUCCUGGGCGACACGAGCAGCCACUCCAACACCCUGAAGUUCACGUCCAAAUGCCUCACCACGUUCAAGGUGGCGGACGAGUACACGACGGAGAACCUGGCGCAGGCCCUGGUCGAGUCCUUCAGGGAGUGGGGCAUCAGCAAGAACGUGCUGGGCGCCACCACCAGCAGCGACUGCGAGAGCGUGGUGAACGCCUGCUCCCUGCUCAACCUCCACGUGCACCUGCCGUGCUUCGGCCAGGCCAUCAACCAGGGGAUCGGCCGGGCCCUCCAGCUCCCCAAACUCGGCACCCUCCUCCUGAAAUGCGGCAAGCUGGCCGAGUACUUCAAGCAGACGCCGAGGGCCGCCUACGCACUGAGCGAGAUGCAGAAGCAGCAGAAUCUGCUGCAGCAGCAGCUGGUGAAUGACUGCAGCACCUGGGGAAACACCCUGUCCAUGUUGCAGCGUCUCAGGGAGCAGCACACAGCAGUCAUGGCCGUGCUCUUUGAGGACAGCAUGAAUUACCAUCUGAUGCCGGAAGCCAACGAGUGGAACACCAUCGGGGGGCUGGUGGAAUUGCUGCAGCCGUUCCACCAAGCCACCGAGUUGAUGGGUAGAUCGAAGUACCCGCUCAUCAGCAUGGUGAAGCCCCUGCUCCACGUCCUGAUGAGCUCCACCUUGAACGUUUUGGAUUCGGACUCGCAACUGCUCGGCGCUGUCAAGGAGACCAUCGCCACGGAGCUGUCCGAGGUGUACCAGCUGUCCCCGGAGCUGGAGCUCUUCCUCCACUCCGCCACCUUCCUCGACCCCAGGUACAAGAAGGUCCCGUUCCUCUCCACCGCUCAGCAGAAGCAGGUGGAGAGUAAGAUCCUGGAGGAGGCCACCAGCCUGUUGGAGAAGGGCAAGGAGGUCUUUGGCGGAGGGGAGGGGAGCUUCGCCCUGGACGAACCACCGCUGAAACGCCGGGCGGUGUCACUGCCCCUGUACAACACCGGGAGCAUCGACUUCAUGCUGGCAGAAGUCUUCGGGCAGGCGGGCUGCAGCGAGGAAGACCAGGGCGGGUGCGGUUCGCAGGUGGCGGAGGAGCUGAACAACUACAAGUCUCAGAAGCUCCUGGAACUGAGCGAGGAUCCCCUCGCCUGGUGGUCCGACCGGCUGGUCCUGUUCCCCACCCUCAGCAAGCUGCUGCGGAAGUACUGGUGCAUCCCGGCCACGGCCGUCCCAUCCGAGCGCCUGUUCACGGCGGCCGGCAACCUGGUGAACACCAAGCGUAACCAGCUGGCCCCCGCCGAGGUCGACCGCCUCCUGUUCCUUUACGAGAACACCCGGCUCGAUCGCGAGGUGGCCGCGGAUGAAGACUAGCGCCCGCGAUCUGGACUCGAUCAUGUUCACUUGUCAGAGACGUAAACGCAAGGGUAAUCAAUGUUUUGCGUGGCUGUUGAUUUAAAAUAAAAGAAUUUUAUUUUUUUGGAAUGAGGCGGUAUAUAUACAAACGUAUAACUGUACAAAUCUAAAACUUUUAUUUAAGACGUCGACAUUGGGGUCGGGGAAUCAAACACCCGAGGACAUAGGUUAUUAGGUGAGAGGGGCAAGAUUUAAUAGGAACCUAAGCGGCAAUUAUUUUUUUGUGCUCAGGUUGGUGGUAAUAUGGAAUGGGGAGGCAGAUUGCUGAGGCAGAUACGACAACAGCAUUUACAAGACAUUGGAUGGUUGCACGGAUAGGAAAGAUUUCGAGGGAUAUAGGCCAAAAAUGGGACGACCACAGGUGAGGCAUUUUGGUCGGCAUCGAGGAGUUGGGCCGAAGGGCCUGUUUCCAUGCUCUGUGACUAUGACAUUGAAAUGAUCCAGAGUGGAAGAACAAACCACUGGAGAAACUCCGGACAGAAGGAAUGGGUAAUGUUUUGGGUCGAGACCCUUCUUCAAUAUAAAAUGUAUAUUUACAAUAUACAUCAAUGAUUUAGAUGAAGGGAUUUAGAGUAAACACUAGCAAAUUUGCAGAUGACACAAAGCUGGGUGGCAGUGUGAACUGUGAAGAGGAUGCUAUGAAGAUGCAGGGUGACUUGGACAGGUUGGGUGAGUGGGCAGAUGCAUGGCAGAUGCAGUUUAAUCUGGAUAAAUGUGAGGUUAUCUACUUUGGUGGCAAGAACAGGAAGGCAGAUUAUUAUCUGAAUGGUGUCAAGUUAGGAAAAUGGAAAGUACAACGCGAUCUGGGUGUCCUUGUUCAUCAGUCACUAAAAGUAAGCAUGCAGGUAUAGCAGGCAGUGAAGAAAGCUAAUGGCAUGUUGACCUUCAUAACAAGAGGAGUUGAGUAUAGGAGCAAAUAGUUGUACAGUUGUACAGUGCCUUGGUGAGACCACGCCUGGAGUAUUGUGUGCAGUUUUCGUCUCCAAAUUUGAGUAAGGACAUUCUGGCUAUUAAGGGAGUGCAGCGUAGGUUCAUGAGGUUAAUUCCUGGGAUGGUGGGGCUGUCAUUUGUUGAAAGAAUGGAGCGACUGGGCUUGUAUACACUGGAACUUAGAAUGAUGAGAGGGGAUUUUAUUGAAACAUAUAAGAUUAUUAGGGAAUUGGAGAGGCUAGAGGCAGGAAACAUGCUCCCGAUGUUGGGGGAGUUCAGAACCAGGGACCACAGUUUGGGAAUAAGGGGUAGGCCAUUUCGAACGGAGAUGAGGAAAAACCUUUCCACCCAGAGAGUUGUGAAUCUGUGGAAAUCUCUGCCUCAGUCGGCAGAGGAGGCUGAUUCUCUGGAUGCUUUCAAUAGAAAGUUAGAUACUCUUAAAGAUAGCGGAGUCAAGGGAUAUGGGGAGAAGGCUGGAACGGGGUACUGAUUGUGGAUGAUCAGCCAUGAUCACAUUGAAUGGCGGUGCUGGCUCGAAGGGCCGAAUGGCUUCCUCCUGCACCUAUUGUCUAUGUACCUAUGUAUCUAUGUUCAGACGCAGAAGAAGGGUCUCGACCUGAAACGUCACCCAUUCCUUCUAUCCAGAGAUGCUGCUCGUCCUGCUGAGUUACUCCAGCAUUUUGUGUCUUGUUUUCGGUUUAACCCAGCAUCUGCAGUCCCUUCCUGCAACUGGAGGAACUCGGCAGGUCAGGCAGCAUUCUGUGGACGGUAAUGGUCAGAUGGUCAUUUCAAACUGAAGAAGGGACCUGACCUGAAACAUCACCUGCCUGAUUCCCAAGGCAGAGCUACUGACCCGCUGAGUUCCUCCAGUUAUUCACUCGAAACUUCCAGCAUCCGUAGUCUCUAGUGUCUCCAACUGAGAGGAUUGAUAUUUAUUUUCAUCCAUCAGAUAAGGAAGUAACUAUUGUGUGCCAUGCCAUCUAUUUAGUCUCCAGUGGAAGUGACUAAAUGACUGAAUGCAUUUCGUUGUCUCUGUACUGUACACUGACAAUGACAAUUAAAAUUGAAUCUGAAUCUGACACGAGCAAUAAUCUAACAUUCCUUUAAUUUUGCUGCCAUAUUUUUGUAAUCUCCGCAAUUGUUGCAGACUUACGCGAGCCGUGUGAGAUUGCACACUACUUGAAGGGCUAAACGUUGAAAGUUGAAGAAAAAAUGUGACUUCUUUGUUGAAUAAGAAGGCGACUUCAUAACUGUAUAAAAUAAACUUUAAACCUGCUCUA